CAUGAAUGUAUUGUUAUUUGAAAGAAAAACAGCUGUUUUUAAGACUCCAGUAUAUAAUACUAUAUUGUUAACAUUGGCAAUAUAUUAUUCGCGAAAGUUGUCACCCCAUUCUGGUGGGUGUAUGAACCCUACCAUUGCAAUCGGGAUGAAUCUUGCAGUUGCAUAUGUGGAGAAUAGAAGUGACAUUUUGAGGAAUGAUGUGUGGGUAUUUGUGGCUGGGCCUCUCCUUGGAUCAUUCAUAGUCUAUAUCUUGUAUUAUUGCAUAAUUCAACCGAGUAAUAAGUUGUGCAAUAAGUUUAAAAGCAUGGGCAUUUGA
Molecule: messenger RNA, 316 nt
Organism: Paramecium octaurelia
Lineage: Eukaryota; Ciliophora; Oligohymenophorea; Peniculida; Parameciidae
Source: the annotation of a GenBank genome assembly